This is a messenger RNA of Glarea lozoyensis ATCC 20868, 387 nucleotides long. RefSeq lists its product as uncharacterized. NCBI's taxonomy places the organism in Eukaryota, Fungi, Ascomycota, Leotiomycetes, Helotiales, Helotiaceae. Bases 1 to 387 code for a protein of 128 amino acids. The transcript has a single exon. The record is from RefSeq and is a predicted model, not a curated record.
AUGGCCUCGCCUAUUUCUCUCACGGAGAUCUUCAAGACGCUAAAGUUCAUCUACAACACAGUCGACGAGAUGAGCAGACUUCCCGAGCAAGUGGAACACGACCGGGCAAUCUUCAACUCGCUCGUGAACAUCAUGAAACUUUUGGGAGAUUGUCUCGAAAAGUACGUCCUCACGGAUAGCCAGAUCCUCGCCUGGCACAACAAUGUCAAAGCAUGCCAGAUGCGGGUUACCAAGAUCGCAGAGGGCCUUAAGCGACAAAGCGAAGUUUCCUUUCUCCGAUGGCAACUUUCGGAGAAGAAGACUUUUAGAGCCUGCAUGGAGGAAUUGCAAAAGGACGUCAAGCGACUGGACAAAAUGAACUCGUUGUAUGUUUUCGAUCCUGUUUGA